This is a messenger RNA of Quercus robur (English oak), 1243 nucleotides long. Its product is annotated as ABC transporter F family member 5-like. Gene Ontology annotation, molecular function: ATP hydrolysis activity; ATP binding. The record is from RefSeq and is a predicted model, not a curated record. NCBI's taxonomy places the organism in Eukaryota, Viridiplantae, Streptophyta, Magnoliopsida, Fagales, Fagaceae. The transcript has 8 exons. The coding region runs from base 187 to 1038 and encodes 283 amino acids.
AUAUCCAACUUUAGAACCUCAUCAGCCUUUUCAUCAGUUUCCUUGGACCCUACCUCUCACGUUCAAGUAGCUGCACUAAUGAUGGAGCUAAUCUGAAUGAAGGUUUUGAAACCUUAAUUGAAUAAAAAGAAGCUGGAGAGACUUCAAGAAGAGGAAUUAGUAGAGAAGCCAUUUCAACGGAAACAAAUGAAAAUAAGGUUCCCUGAGCAUGGAAGAAGUGGAAGAUCUGUUGUAACAAUUAAUAACUUGGACUUUGGCUUUGGAGAUAAGGUGCUCUUCAACAAGGCAAAUCUUACAAUUGAAAGGGGAGAAAAACUCGCCAUAAUUGGCCGAAAUGGAUGUGGAAAGAGCACUUUGCCGAAAUUGAUAAUGGAUUUAGAGAAGCCAAGAGGGGGUGAAGUUUUGCUUGGGGAGCAUAAUGUCCUGCCAAACUAUUUUGAGCAAAAUCAGGCUGAGGCACUUGAUUUGAAUAAAACAGUGCUUGAGACAAUAGUAGAAGCUGCAGAGGACUGGAGAAGUGAUGACAUAAAGGGACUCCUUGGGCGUUGUAAUUUUAAAGCUGAUAUGGUUGAUAGAAAGGUUUCUCUUUUGAGUGGUGGUGAGAAGGCGCGUCUUGCUUUUUGUAAGUUCAUGUUGAAACCGUCCAGUCUACUAGUUUUGGAUGAACCAACUAAUCACUUGGAUAUACCUUCAAAAGAGAUGCUAGAGGAGGCAAUAAAUGAGUACCAGGGAACCGUUAUCACAGUUUCUCAUGACAGAUACUUUAUAAAGCAGAUAGUUAAUAGAGUGGUGGAAGUUAAAGACUGCAAUUUACAAGAUUAUGCAGGAGACUACAAUUAUUAUCUUGAGAAAAAUCUUGAUGUGAGGAUGAGGGAGCUAGAACGUGAGGCCGAGCUUGAGGAGAAGGCUCCUAAAAUUAAAGCCAAAUCCAAGAUGUCUAAGGCCGAGAAGGAAGCCCUGAAGAAGCAGAAAAGGCAAGCAUUUCAGCAGGCAAAACAAAAAUCAAAAGGAACGAAGAAUUCUAAGAGGUGGAAUUGAUUGAUUCACCCAUAUUCUUCAUUGAAGAUUCCUCCAAUGUUUCAAUUAUUUUUUUUUACUUGUAAAAAAGCCUAGGAGAUGAGGUGGCCUGUUGUGAGCCAGGUAGUUGUCCUCAUGUAUAUAAUUUAAAUAGAAUUACAGGUAUUACUUGAAAUUAAGGCUGUAAUUGAAAAUCUUGUUCUAGCAAUUUGUUCUCCUUUACUAA